GUAAAAUUACAGACGUUAUGCACUUUAUGUAAAGUGACUUUAACGCAUCAUUUUGCGUAGGUAUGUAUCCAAAAACAACGAUGUAAUGUACAUAUUCAUAUAUGCUUAUUCCUUUCUUUCCCAUGCAAAAUACCUAAACUCCUUCAUCGUCUCAUCUCCAUUCUCCUUCAAGGCUCCACCAUUCUUAUAAUAUUGACAUACAUAAAACCAUAAAACUCUAUAAACACUACUCUAUUUGCAUGCAUUAAAUCACUUCAAAUAAACUCUACUUAUCCAAAAAAAAAUAUCAAAAUUGAUCCAACUCCUCAAUCCAAAAAAAAAUGUACUCUACUCCGGACCGUUUACCGAUCCAAAGGAACAAUAGGGAGAACCAACCCCAACCCUUGAAGCGCCACCACACCGCUCGCUACUACGUCCACCGAGUCCAUGAGAGCCUCUCUACACGGGUCUCCAAAAUGAUCUGCGCCAUUUUCUUGAGUCUUCUUCUUAUAGUUGGUAUCAUCUCUUUCAUACUGUGGCUUAGCCUACGCCCCCACCGCCCAAGAUUUCACAUUCACGAAUUUUCGGUUCCGGGUUUGGGCCAAGAUACCGGGUUCGAAAAUGCCCGAAUAACCUUCAACGCAUCUGCCCGUAACUCCAAUCACAACAUAGGGAUACGUUAUGAUUCGAUGGACGGGUCGGUUUACUACCGAGAUCAGAAGAUCGGGUCGACUCCACUUAUAAUGGAACCGUUUUACCAAGAGCCUAAGAGCACUAGGCUCAUAAACGCUGCGUUUAGUGGGGCCACGUUGACCGUCAACAGCCAGCGAUGGAGGGAAUUCAUGAACGAUCGUGCCAAAGGAACGGUUGUGUUUCGUCUAGAAUUGACGUCCACGAUUAGAUUUAGAGUGUCGUCGUGGGAGAGUAAGCGCCAUCGGAUGUAUGCCAACUGUGAUGUGGAUGUGGGCCCCGAUGGCCUUAUCUUGAAAAUUUCCAAGGAUAGGAGAUGCCCCGUCUAUUUCGCUUGAUCAUUUUCCACCUUUUUCUUUCUCUCUUUUGUAUUUAUAAAUUGGGUUUCAAUUAAUUUGUUUCAUUUGCUCUCUAAUAUGCAUUCACUUUGUAAUUUUUUUAAAUAGCUAUAUAUUAUUAUAUAUAAUUUCUAACUUCGAUCA
This is a messenger RNA of Cannabis sativa, 1151 nucleotides long. Its product is annotated as NDR1/HIN1-like protein 26. The record is from RefSeq and is a predicted model, not a curated record. Gene Ontology annotation, biological process: defense response to other organism. Bases 321 to 1007 code for a protein of 228 amino acids. Lineage: Eukaryota; Viridiplantae; Streptophyta; Magnoliopsida; Rosales; Cannabaceae. The transcript has a single exon.